AUGAAUGUAGAAAAAAUCAAAAAGUUGCAACAGAAUGCAGCUCAGGUGCGGACAGGUGGGAAGGGCACUGCACGAAGGAAGAAGAAGGUUGUGCAUAAGACCGCAGCCACUGAUGACAAAAAAUUGCAAAGCAAUCUCAAGAAGCUUUCAGUUACAAACAUUCCUGGGAUUGAAGAGGUCAAUAUGAUAAAAGAUGAUGGGACUGUGAUACAUUUCAAUAAUCCAAAAGUACAAGCAUCUGUCCCAGCAAACACAUUCUCGGUGACAGGAAGUGCAGAAAAUAAACAAAUUACUGAAAUGUUGCCUGGUAUUCUCAACCAAUUGGGAGCAGAAUCAUUGACACAUUUGAAGAAGUUAGCAAACAAUGUUACUAGUCAAUUCAAAUCUAAUGAUGACGACGAUGUUCCAGAUCUUGUUGGUGAUUUCGAUGAGGCAUCAAAGAAUGAAUCUAAAGUCGGUGACUGUAAACACGAGCAUGGACAUGAACACGGACAAAGUUUUCAUCAUGAAGGUGGAGAAAUGGAAGCUAAACUGGCUGCAUGA
Cercopithifilaria johnstoni is the source of this 543-nucleotide messenger RNA. Lineage: Eukaryota; Metazoa; Nematoda; Chromadorea; Rhabditida; Onchocercidae. The record is from the annotation of a GenBank genome assembly.